AUGGAACGAGAUGGUAACCUCGGGCGGGUAUACGAGAGACUCGUUAAAGUGGUCCAAGAAAUCGAGAAGAAAUUGGAAUUCCUGCGGCAUCGGAGACUCGGCUUCCUUACAUUCUGCCCUGCGAAUCUUGGCACAGCCAUCCGAGCCUCCGUGCACGUUCGCCUGCCAAAAUUGAGCGCGGAUUAUCAAAGAUUCGAUGAGAUCGGCCGCGCACGGUCUUCAGCGAGUGAGUGCCAUGAAAGAGCCGCGACGACGAAGGAGGAGAGGAGGAGGAGUGGAGGAGGAGAGGAGGCGGAGGCCCGGGACGGCAUCGGGCGACGGCGGAGCGAUGAUGGAUCACAAACUCCGCUGCUGCGCAUCAUAAAGUGGUGA
This is a messenger RNA of Temnothorax curvispinosus, 372 nucleotides long. RefSeq names its product arginine kinase-like. The record is from RefSeq and is a predicted model, not a curated record. Lineage: Eukaryota; Metazoa; Arthropoda; Insecta; Hymenoptera; Formicidae. Gene Ontology annotation, molecular function: creatine kinase activity. Gene Ontology annotation, biological process: phosphocreatine biosynthetic process.